Pseudocercospora fijiensis CIRAD86 is the source of this 2474-nucleotide messenger RNA. RefSeq lists its product as uncharacterized. The transcript is spliced from 3 exons. The record is from RefSeq and is a predicted model, not a curated record. Bases 1 to 1122 code for a protein of 373 amino acids. NCBI's taxonomy places the organism in Eukaryota, Fungi, Ascomycota, Dothideomycetes, Mycosphaerellales, Mycosphaerellaceae.
AUGCGGUCCCGGAAAUUCUCAAUGGCGCUUUCACAUGCUAAGCCUAUACAUAUCCUCCGAUGGGCCCCCUCACGGCCUGGAAGGGUAGUUCUCUCUCCACGCAGCACGAAGGCCAGUCCUGUCCGUACUCCAGAGCUCGGAGAAGGAAUGUUCAAAGGAACAACAACAAUGAAUCAAUCUGCGAGGCCUGAUCAGCAAGUGACCUUCUUCACACUCCCUGCCGAGAUCAGAUCAGCUAUCCUAGAGCACGUCUUCGAUUCCAAUUUUCAAGCCAAAGGCUUCCUAGGACAGGGACUGCUGGGAGGCAUCUUCCACAACGAGGACUACAGCGCCAGCAGCCUCCUCGCACCUCUUCUCGUGUGCAAGCAGUUCUAUCAAGAUAGCAGUCUUCUCGCCCUCACUCGCGCGAACUUUAUCGUAUCGAAUCUCUUCUUCAAAAUUCCCGAACGAAUCUCCAUUCUCCAUCCGAAGCAAAUUGAAGCCAUCCGAUCGAUCGCAUUCGUCGCCGACGCAAGACAUUUCACACAACUUCAUGACUGGGGCCAACACCCUUUCGGGAUCAAGAAUUUGAGCCUGGAUAACCUCACAAUCGUACUUCGAAGGUCGAGCAACUGGCAUUACCUCUUCGACUUCACAGCCGAAAUCGUCAAUCUCCUCCGCUCCCUCACCAACGUCAAGAAGUUCACAUUCGUUCGCAACGUCGCGUUGGUAAAAGGCAGUUUCAAGACAUGGUAUAAUCGUUUGAUAGGACUGAUGCUCAAGAUCGAUCAUUUGGAAAGAUACGAUAAGAUUCCCGCGAAUCCUGAGGAGACGUGGUGGACGUGGAGUUACGAUGGAGUCGCCCAAGCCUUCAACUUGGAAGCGCAGCCGGCCAAGAGGAUCAUGGAUGAGGAGGCGUACAUGCAGGAAAUUUUGCCAUUGGUGGAAGAGCUGAGAGUAAGCAUGGAAAAUGAGGAAUGGAAUCCAGACCCAAGGUCAAGCAUGGCGAUACAGCUACGGCUCAGAAACGCAAAAGCAAUCGUCCUUGCCUCAAUGGCAAUCCCGACUGAACUUCCGAAAUUGACCAAGAAUUUGCACGGUCAGAGUACCUUCAGCGGAGCGCAGAAUCAGACCAAGCAUUGAUCAAGAUUCGACGACGUAAGUACAAGCCUCUGCUCAUUGAGAGCCAAGAAUGAUUGGCGUGCUUGGAAUGUCCACAGAUCUUGAUGCGAUUUAAUGCUGAACCUCUCCGUGCCUCCCUUCGUCCGAGACGUCACUUGAGGCCCUCGGAUGGAGAUAUUGCGGAUGUGGUUCAUAUAACUUGCCAUUCGAUAUUCUACAUGGUCGUUCGGUAUCUAGCAAACGUGAUCUUCUUCGAAUGCACUGGUAUGCAUCGACAUUCAUAUGGGCUUCAAAGAGCAAUGAUCAUUGGGUAUCGUCUUCUUCCUCCUCAUUUUACUUGCCAGAAAUCUGGCCCUCCACGAAACUAAGAGCUUGAUCUCGACUGACAACGUCGAUGGUACUGGCCUUGCUAAGAUAGCUGACACCGUAGCACUUCUCGGCCACAUGCAGCAUCUCUGGUCUGAACGUCGUGCAGAUGAAUUGUCCUGUCUGACUGCUCUGCUUAAGAAGCUCGGCGACGGCAGUACGAUACUGUGCGUCCAGGUUGGCAUCGAUCUCGUCGAACAGGUAGAAGGGCGCUGGAUCCGAAGCUUGAAUGGCAAAUACGAGUGCCAACGCGCACAGAGACUUCUGUCCACCAGACAAUUGCUGGAUGCGCUGCUGCUCAUCGUGCUUACUGUUGAAGGAGACGGAAAUGCCGAUGCCGAUAUAAUUAUCGACGCCAGAACGUCGCUCUUCGUCUUCACUCUCAUCGCCAGCAGCGCCAUUGCCGUUUACGUGCAUGUCGCUGCGACGCUGAAUGAUCAGACGGCCCUUGCCCGCGGGGACAAGACGUUCGAAGAUGUCAGCAAACUCCUUGCUGACCUGCUUGAACGUGCGCUGGAUCGCCUCAUCCUUGCGCUGAUCGAGGACGUCGAUCAGAUCACGAAUGCUGGAGUCACUGCUGUCAAGCUCCUUGCGGCGCUGCUCAAGAUGCUCCCGCUGUCGCUCGAAUUGCGUGUACUGCUCGAAUGCCUUCUUGUUGACAUGACCGUAUUUCUUGAGGGACUCUUGCACCCUAUGAAGCUUCUUCGUCGCCGUAUCACUGCUCAUCUUCGUGUAUUGAGCGGUGAAGGCUGCAUCGGGCAGCACACCCAAGUUCCGAAUCUGUGCCUGCACGUCCGCAAGACGGGUCGCAUAGCCUUGUCGCUUUUGGGCGCCUUUCUCGAUGCUCCUCGCAUGGUUGCGGAUUGCAGAUUCAAGCUUCUCCACUUCCGCUUUCUUGGAUGUUCGUGCGGCUUCAGCAGUUGCUCGCUGCUCCACAGCGCUGUCCAUAGAUUCCUCGAUCUCGGCGAGCUUGGCAUCAAUGUUCGCCAGACGCUUCUCGAUGCGCU